Amoebophrya sp. A120 is the source of this 12605-nucleotide messenger RNA. The record is from the annotation of a GenBank genome assembly. NCBI's taxonomy places the organism in Eukaryota, Dinophyceae, Syndiniales, Amoebophryaceae.
AGGACCCACAGAAUAUCCUCGCUUUCUCUCGUAAUAUAUGUUCAUUCUUGCUCUAUUUGGCUGUCGCGUCACACGUAGGGCGGAAACACAGGCAGAAUGGAUUCUGAAUGUUUGUCGAUCCUCUAGGAUGAAAGUCACGUGUGUAGUCUCUUUUAUGUCAUCAAAAUGUAUUUUGCAACGAGCAUCAUCUUUUUCGGGAUCUGAUGAUUGUAAGGAGCAGGCUCAAAAUGCUAAUGUACGGUCGGAAGUAGUCCAACUGCAAGAUGCAAUUUCUGCUGGCGUAAAAAUCGUGCCUGCCUGUGCUGACUAUUUAUUGUUUGUGUUUAUAAUGUUUUCUUUUAUUUCCGCAGAUCUUCCACUUCGCUUCCAGUAAGAUAAUUAUGCUUAUGGUAUAGAAACUUCAUGGUCUUCGUCAUGCUUUAUGUUCGACCGUGGUCCCUGCAACCUGAGGUGUCGUAGACCUCGGAUCCGUAGUUUUUCACUUCGCUUUCUGCUUUAGGCUAGGGGCGGAACUGGCUUCCAGCACGCGAAGAUGACGGGAUGGGAACGGAGCAUGCGGACAACAUGCCCGUAAUUGCAGUCGUACUGGAGCUUGCCCGCGAGGGCCACCAGUAGCUGGAGCUUAUUGCGCCCACGACAUACUUUGAGAAGUUGUUUGGGAAGAAAGUAGCGACUCAGACGAUCAUCAUGAUGGGCACCAAAAAAGGAAGCGCGCCCUCGAUAUCCACCUACACAGGUGGAGGGGGGAAACAAAACUACGAAAAGACGGAUUACGGAACGGUUCCGGGUGACCAAGAAAAGGGCAAGUAUCGAAAACCUGACCACGAUGGUGCGAUAGUUGGCCACGCGCAAAACCACGAGCACGCAACUUAUAACCGAGCAGUUGGAGGACGAGGAGGUCGAGAUGGGUACCAGCAAAGCGAAAGCCAGCGUAUGAUCAGGGACAAUUCUCCAGAUUGAUCAAAGAGAGGCUGCAAUUCAGUAGAAUCUGGCCCUGAGGUUGCCACGACACGUCAGCACCAGAAGAUUGUGUUACGAGAAGGCGGAGCCGGAGCCACGGCUUUCUGUCGCAGCUGCAGCUUGUACGUGAUCAUGGGUGCACUUGCCCUUUUGUAUAUGCUUUUUUUUGCAGCUGUUUUGGUAUUGUACAAAAAAAAUGGUGAGAUGGCUCCGCUCCUGGUUCGUCUUCGUCCUUGCAUGUAUAUAGAAAAUUGUCAGACACAGACAUACAAAUACUGCAGCGCAAAUCUCCUUUUGACGAGUUUGGUAGGGUGGUUUUUUUUUUCUGAUACCACACCACCCGGGGACGGGAGGACCAUACUCAGGAGCCUCCUACGCGGGAGGUGCUACUUCGUCUUCGUCAACCUACAGGACCUCGUCGUCGGUUGUGGAGGUGAAUGUGAAACUGAAUACAACCAGCACUUCUGCACACGAAGACUUUUACGGGUCUUAUCAAUCGACGACCGUUCAUCCAGAGGGAGAUAGGGCUGCCGGGGGGCGCUCCGAAAAACCAGGCAAGCACUACCAGUACUACGGAAACAAGCAGGGACCUUCGGGGCCAGUGGGUGCUUCAGCGAGCGGCUUCGCCAAGAACAAUGGUUCCGGACCGCAACCAGGUCAGCACUACACGCAACCGGGACGAGAUACUGGUGCUGAAGUUUAUGACUACAACGACCACAGCGACGUUGGCGUUAAGUACAGUAAGGGGCCGCAAGCGGGACAGUCGUGGCAGCACGACAAAUCUGCUGACGAUAGCCGGGCUUACGCGUCCUCCAUAACCAGCAAAAACUACACACAAAAGGGCGCCAAGAAUAAACCUUCUUUUUCUGCUGGUCCCGCAACAGGAUACAAUUCCUCAACCGCAACUACUACAACUGCUGGGGGAAAGGAAAGACUAAAAGGCUCGCAAGGGAUUAGGGGCAACCGAUCUACUGAUGUUCCGCCCGGAAGCAGACCCUACGGGUACGAGACCAGCACUGCACAUCACGACACGAACAGAUCGAACAAUUACGCUGCCUAUGCUCCCGACAUCGACGAAAGCCCGGACGCGUCGAAGUAUCAGAGCAGCAACGCGUACUAUGGAAAGGGUGUACACAGCGCAUCAGGUCCAGCAGGAGAGCUGCAGGGGGGAUCGUCGGCGCCGGGAGUUGUGCAAAUGCAACACCAGGUCACUGCAUCCGGGGCGGAUGCUGGAUGGCACUCGCAUGUGAACGAGCGAACUAAUUCCUCUUCCUCGACGUCCCCAGCAGACGAUCGAAUUUCGCGGGCUUACAACAACAAGGAUCUUUCUUCGUGGAAUGCUAUCGAGCAGGAUCCCUACUGGCGCUCGCCGGGGAGGCAGGUGUCUUCCGCAGUAAGUUCCACGAGCAAGAAUUCCUCGACUGCACUGAACAACAAUAUCGGCCUCUCGUCGGCCUCGGCGCACCGAGACCAAGACCAGAAUAAUCACAUGCAUAGUGGUGCCUCCGCCUACCACAACUACAAGGCGUCUAGCACGGAACACGCGGGUGGUCAGCUGCAGCACCUCGGCGCAGCGGUACUAGCUCGGCAUCAGGUCCAGGGCGCGCAGCACAACAACGCGGUUGCUUUUAAAGAUCGAUCGGUGAACAAGGGCAGCAGCAAGUACAGCACUGAUGGUGCAGCUCGCACCUCCACCGCGUACGCCAGCACCAGUAGCCAACGUCAGACGCCAGGUCACUACGUAGAGAAGGUGGGGGCCUCGUCCAGUGGCAAAAAUAAAAGCGAGACCGGGCAUUUUUACCUUGGAGGUGGCGAUGCUGGUCCGUUUGUGGACUACUCCGACAACCGAGCAAGGGGUCCACAGACCGUUCUUACGGGGGGUGCAGAGCGGAAAGGCAAUUAUGCUGAUGCGCAGGAAGCGGCGUCUUUCUCGGCCCAUGCGGGGUACUUUUGGGAUACGACUUCGCAACGGAACAAUGUUCACGACAAUGACGGACAUCCCGAGGACCAAGCUCAUCCUCAUCCCGGAGCGGGAGGAGGGAAGCAAAGGCCAAGCAGCAAAAGCAAAAGCUUCUCUAGCAGUAACAAACAGCAGCUGCAGCGGCCUGAUGCCGCUCCUGCAAAUUUUGGAACAAUGACCAGUGCGGCCGCCGCGGCUCGUAGCGAAGGUAUUCAUGGGGAGCAGCAGGAGCUGCGCUGGAAGUGGAACGGCAACGAAGCGUACGAUCACACGCCGCACCGCACGCCGUCCGAGGUCGGGUGGCAAGAGCUGGAAUCCGCGUCAGGAACUAGCACCAAAAAGGGCAACGCAAUAUUUACAUUCAAAGGCGGAGCGAAGUCGACCAUCCAUCAGUCCAGGGGCACGGAAAGGCAAGACAAUAAAAUGAAUGGCAGCACCAGUACCAGGAAAGACGGCAAUUCUGCAACUUCGCAAAAAGGCGGUAAAAAGAUGAAGCAACAGUCGUCGAGGAAUGCUAGUGCAGCAACGAGCGACGACGAUGGCGCCUUGAGAUCGAGUAGAGGCAUGUUUGGUAUUGUAGCUGCUCAGAAAGAGCACGACUCGCGUGUCGUCGUGCAAGAAACAAAUGCAUCUGGUCCUGCUUCUGCAAACGUCACGCUGCAGCAGGGAGAGGACGCAAGUGCCGCAUUGAAGAGCAGCACCAAAGGCGACAAUCCAGUGUCUUCCCGUCCUUCCGCGAAGGAGGGAGACGGCGGCGUUGAGAAGGUGCGGCUUUCUUCCACGGGGAAGCCGAUACACGUUCCGCUGUGGCAGCGGAACAGUGCAGAGAUCACCACCACGAUCACAACAGAAAACGUUCGGGAGGUGCAUGCCUUCGCCCGCGGAAGGCCGCCAAUAGCCGACGCCGCCGCCGGAAGUAGUGGCGCUGCUCAAAAACAAGGCGUCGGCGUCGCUCCAACAGGAGGGCCCACGCUCGGGGCGAAAAAAGGUGGAAAGAAAACGAGUGAGCAGGCGGGUCGCGGCGCAGCCUCUUCAGCCACGAGGAGGAGCGUCGAAGAGCAAGUUUUUCUCCACACGCGAACGCGAACUGGCAGUGGCCGGGUCACACCUGCCGGUGCGGCUACUCAAGAAAGCGACGAAGACGCAUAUAAUAAGUUGUAUGGUUCGGCUUCGGCCGCGGGCAGCAACGGUCCACCUGCACGGGAGGACAACAAGCUCGAUUCGGCUUUCCAGCCGCAUGGGGAUGCGUGGCGUCGCACUACCAUCGGAGCCACGACCGGCAGCAGCAGCAGCAGCAGCUCUUUCAGCUACCGCGGGGGCGGGAGCAGGAAGGAAGGCCGGGUCCAAACUUUCACUGCCGGUGGACUUCGGCAACACAGUCACAAAAGCACUGCUAGCGGAGGUAGUGGCAGAGGCACAAGCGCUGCUAAAGGAGCAGCAGAACUUCCCGUGCAGCCGCUGUACAACACCACUGAAAUGGAAAUAGUGGCAGGUAACGUUGCAGAUCCAACCAGGUCCUCGUGGGGCCUCUUCCCGACGACAGGCAUGCAGCUGUCUGGUGCAGCUAGUACCUCUGCUGGUGUUGAGACAGCAUCCUCACUGCUGCAGAACUCAUUAUAUGACUUUCAGCAAUCCUCUAUUCCCUGGAAAUGAACCAUCCCAAUCCAAUUUGUAGCCAUGCGAACCAUGUAAAUGUAUAAAGGAGAGUCCGUCACUUGUCUUUGUCAUGCAAAGAAAAAUGGAUGGGGAUGAUAAAUUUUUAGGGAAUAUCCUCGGCGUCCCGGUCCACCUCGGAGAAACAGUAUAACCACCUUCCCGUCCCCUACACCGCAGCGCACCCCUACCUCGCACAGCAACACAUGCCAGGAGCGUCAGAAGCCCAACUCGAUCAAUGGACGGCAUCGGCCGACUCGGCCGCAGCGCUUCCAUUGGAUCCUGCUUGGGGUAGCGCUAGCGACCUGAGACCCAUGGCGCCCCCGGUUGUAGAACACUCGAGCAGUAGGAGCAACACCGCAACAAGCAAGCAAUCUACCGCGUCUGCCACUCUCUUUCCAACGGCCGUCGGCGGGACAGAUACCUCAGCGCUCCUCGUCGGGCAUCUACCUCAGCAAUCGCUGGGUUUACAUGUUGGCCAGAUGGAGCCGCCAACCGCACCGGCUGUGUUGGCCUCUGCUGUGGCCAAAAAACCUGAAGAAGUAGUCCACCAGCAGGAGAAUAAAAUGCCCACAACCGUGUCUCCACCCGCCCAGUCGCAGUCCAAGUCCUCAUCUCCAGUGAAGGGAGCAGCGCAGAGCCAGAGGAAGCAGGCAGACCCGGCGGGAGAGGGCCAGAAACAGGACAGCGGAACCAGUGCCGCUGUAGCCACUGCGCUGCCGAUCAAAUCGCUAGAAGAGAUGCAGCGAGAGCGCUAUCCAUUUGUGCAAGCGUUUCGCGGGGGACCGCUGGUUGCACCUCGACCAAACGUCGCAAACUCGCUGGUCGACUCGGCGUACCCUCCCAAUAUUCAAAGAAUAUACCGAGACGAGUCCUCUUUCGGAGACAGGAGCAGUGCGGUUGGAGAACAAGCGAAUACUAGUACGAUGACCCUCCAGCCUCCUGCAUCGACGCUUUCCGCCGCAAAAGAUGUUGUCGCACCAGAUGGUGCAACUACGCAUUUGUCUUCUUCAGCAACUCUCGUCCCCGGUGACGAACCGUCGAUGCUAAAAAGAAGUGAGGACAUCAACACCGCGAGCAGGACCAGCAAUAGCAAAACGCUGAAGAUCAAUUUGGAAAUAGCAGGAGAAGAACAACUGCUACGACGAGACCCACAGGAGGGUGGAUUAUCAAUCAUAUCGCCGUCCAGUGCCCCCACGCCGACUGGCGUUCCGAAGUCCACUUCUUCCAUUCCACACGGGCGCGUUGAGCACGGAAACGCAACUCCGAUGCAUCCACAGGGCUCCGAUUUAUUUCAAGAUGGUCGCGAUCGCAGUGUCUCUGCCCCCUUGCCUUUGCUGCUGCACAAUGAUCGCCGUUUCUCGGAUGAAGCCGAUCGCAGCCUGCUUAGCGGGGGCGGAGAUCUUCAAAUUGAGGAGGUGCACCACGACCACUUUGACGAUGAGGACAAUGCGCUGCUGGGAUCUGCGGCGUCGUUUCAUAGUCUGUCGGGUACGCUAGAUGGGUUACGACCUGGAGAAGUGGCAAGCGAAAAAGAAAAUGUCGACAAUCCGAAUGAAGAUCCGGACUCGUUUCAUGAUGCUUGCAGCGAUGUCGACUCCGCGGACCUCGGCCUCCAAUCACCUUCGCACGAAAAUAAGAGCCCCGCCAGCUCGCCUGGAAGGCAAGCAGAUUCUUGCGAAGAGCCCGGAGGAAGCGAAGUGAAUUUGCGCGGCCACGAGAAGAAGCGCCGCGCAGAGAGCGACACAUCAACAAAAAUGGUCAACAAGGGGACGGAGAAUAAGUCAUGCGAACACGACGACGGCAGCGGCACGACGAAAAAUCAAAAUCACGGCAUGCUCAGUGUUUCGAAGACAUCAUCUACUUCGCACCAUCUACCUGAGGCAAGCGCGCCCGAGGUUCAGGCUCUCAUACAAAACGUCGUGGCGUCGAAUCCGGUUGUUGAUGGCGAUGGGGGGCCUCUUUUAUCGUCGGCUACAACAUCAACCAUAUCUACCCAGAACAACUACCUGAACGAGGGCCCCCGGAAGACGGGCAAUAUUAUCGGGCCCUCUACUGCCAAAACGCGGACAGGGACCGCAUCAAGCAAAGUGCGGACGGCCGCAAGGAACCGGAUCGACUAUGCGGCCAGAGGCUUUGUCUAUUCUCGUGAUGGACUGCUUUCUUUCCGGGACGUCCUACUGUCUCAAAACCGUCUCCGCCUUUCCCAGCGGGAGCGGGAUAACAUGUGGUUUACUCUUCACCAGCAAAUUCUAAACCGCGACUACCUGGCCCGCCCACAUGGUAUCUAUGCUAAAAAGUCUACCGUCUGGCCCUCACGUGGUGGAGUCUAUCACCCUAACGGUUUUGUUGGCCCUGGGGGAGGAGCGACUGGCUCCGGCGGCGCGAGCGGAUCAGCAGCUGCAGACACUUCGCACAAAAACAAUCGCAUGGGGGAUUUGAACGCGCCGGCGUCCGGCCGCGGUUCGUUCCCUGAGAUGACGAGCUACACGCUGCAAGCCGAAAAAGGAGUAAGGAGUGGUCUCAUUAGGGCUGAUGGGACUUCUACGUCGAGCGGAGCAGACCACCUCUUAGCGCACCCGAUAAAUCGUCCCUCGUCCUCGAUGGUAUCAAGCCUCGCAGUACUCGGAACGGAACCCAUCGACUCAAUUCAGCGUCAGGUCACGGCUGUGUUGAACAAGCUUGCACCCGAGCGAUUCAAGUACUCUUCCUCUUGCUCCUUAUUUUGAUGAUUUCUGUCCUCGCACGAGCAUAUCUCCACAGUUUGUACUGGCUUCGCCUUCGUCCUUAUUUGCAGGAUAAGCAUAGUAGGCAAGAAACGUGCGGCAGUGACUGCCGGGCAGUCGACACAUGAACAUGAUAGAAACUAGACACCAUGCGUGCUACUGCUAUCAACUUCGACUCUUUUGGGUUUCUGGGGAUGAGUAUCUAUACGUAUGUGAUGUUUAUUCUUCGCCAGAUUAUCAAAUACAGGAAGCUUUGCGAGACCAUGGCCGCGCUUCCUAUCAGGAGCGCAGCGGAUCUCGACACCGUUGCUCGAGAGGUAUUUGACAAGGCCGUGUCACAGCCAACCUACUGCGAGAUGUACUCCGACAUGUGUAUGGUCCUACGGACUCGUAUCCAGGAAAAAACACCCAUCCCCCUCCAUUUUUUGCAUGACAAAUAGUGGAUUUUGUGCAUGUUUUGCAUGACAAAUUGGAUAGGGAUGGGUGUUUUUUCCUGGAUAACUCGUUACCCGGAAUUUCCGCAAGACACAGCAGGAACAAGCACGGGCGGGGGCGCGAACAGCCCGGUUGCUGGUCGAGGAGGCAGUGUUGUCUCCACGCCCGCAUCCACCGCAAUGGGCACGGUCGUGUCAGGACCUAGCAGUUCUUUUGGCGGCGCCAGUGGGGGUGCUGGAAGCUCUACUUUUACCUUCACGAGAGCGCUCCUCAAUCGUGCGCAACAAGAGUUUCACACUGCGUUCCAGGAACAGCAACAGAAGGCGGCUCUUGUUGCUAGUUCCUCCUCGAUUUCCAUUGCGAGUCGAACCUCGAGCCGCGGGGAUAAUGCCUCCAGUACCACGGAACUACAGAGCGCAGCUGCAACUAUGGGGGGUGCUGGAGCUCAUCUACAACUUCCAGAUUCAUCACAGCAGCAGCGAGUUUUUACCGUACAACAGGGCGGGCCACCGGCCGCCGGGGCACCAGCCUCAGGUAGUACAACAACUACGAGGACCUCCAUCCUGCACGGCAUGAGCGGGUUGACGAGCAGCAAGUCGGAUGACCAAAAGAAAAAGGAAAGACUGCUGGGGAACAUGAAGUUCAUUGGCCAGCUGUUCCUGCGCAAGCUACUUUCGCAACGGAUCGUGCGGUCGGUCGUCUCAGAGUUAAUCUACCCGGUACGCGGGGAUCCCGGGGAACUCAGCAUCGAGUGCGUUUGCAUGCUGCUGAAAAACGUGGGCAAGACGCUGGAGGCGAGCAGCUCAGGCAAGGAGUACCUGUCGACAUUCAUGGCACGAUUGCGCGAGCUGCUUCGCAUAUUCUACAGAAAAAUACGCCUACACUCAUUCUCAUACCAGCAAAGAAAAUAAUCAUGGCAGCACGUGUCCUUUUUUUGUUUUUUUCUUCCACAGAAAGCUCUGUGAUGCUCCUCCGCAAGAAAGCGAAAUAUCUGUCGUGUUAGAUGGAGAAUGUGAAUGUGCUGCGGAGGCGGAGGACUAGCAUGUUCACAAGGACCACGCCAAUAAGAAAAAAAAUUGUCUAUUUAUUUUCCUUCUGGACAGCACGACAAGUCUCUUUUUUUUCUGGUCUUUUUUUAUGUGCGUACUUCUAUUUUUUUGUAGAAUAGCGUAAACAGCACUCGAAGCGCAUCAAGUUCGCCAUUCAGGACGUCUUGGACCUGGCGGACAAUAAGUGGCUCGAAAGAAUCGUGAGUCUCGGCAAAGGCGGUGCGGCGGGUGUGAAGACAAAAGUAGCGCUCGAGCAGGAUGCACAGCGGGAACAGAAGUUGCUACAAUCCGGAGUCCAGAACCCAUACGCGCAAAUCGUCGCCGCCGGAGGGCGGCCUGAUUACUUUCCCGAAAACUUUUCUCUCAUUGGUUCCAAGGACCCAGAAGAAACCAGUUACCAUCUCGAGGAAGCCAAGAAAAUCCUAGCGUACAACUCGACUUCUUUGUAUUUCUCGUCACUCGAUCGCCCACUUCUCCUUUUGCAGCUUCCUCGAUGAAUUAGUAUCUGUACCAUCUAAAAAUGAAAGCGACCAUUUGCAGGUAUUACUGCGAGGAUCGCAAUCUAGAGGACGCGGUCGGGGCGUGGCGGAGCUGCAUGGAAGACACGACGUCCAACGAGGAGCAGGGACUUCCUUUACAGUAUCUGUUGGAGACCGGGUUCUCCGACUUCCGAAAGUCUGAGUCGGUGGCUUGCCUGCUGGUGGGACUGCUUAGUCCCCCUUCGCCGUGUGUAGAGAUCAGACAGUUGUGCCGAUGUCUCGAGCCAUUUGUGGCCAAUCUAGAAGACUUCCUCCUCGACUACCCCAAGGCCGACAAGUUCUAUCACCUGCUAAUCUCGUCGCUUCUCUGCGACAGAAAAACGGUACUAAAUGGGGCUCACUUGAAACAUUUUAAUUCUAUUUCUUUGCUUACAAUAACAAUUCGAAUUAGAAUUUCCCAAACUUUAGGCCCCAACCGCAACCAGUCGUUGUUUCUGUAAAUGAAAGUAGUCCUCAGCCACGAUUGAUGAUACUUGUGUUUUUCGGGGCGCAAAUGUCACCACCAAGGGCGGAGGCUGCAGGUUGGAGAAGGUGUAAAAGAAAAAUGAAUGUACUACCUGUUGUUACUGUGGUGUUCUUCCAAAACAUGAUCCAACUCCAAAACCAAAACAAAGGUUCGGCUAUUCACCAGCGAUAUUUUGCGAGGGUUUGACUUCCCGGAAACCCCGGGAACGCCGCUUAACGGCAGGGCCAAUGGGCAGACAGGCACAGCAGUCGGGCUUGUUGAAGCUCCUCCGGGUGUAUCAGUUGCCGUUCGCACUGGUGCGGACAAUAAGACCGCAGUUGAAACAAGCGAGCCCUCUCCUAACUGUGCGGAACAACAGACACUGAACCCAGUACAACUGGGAGAAGCUGCAACUGCAUCCGGAACAAAUGCAUCAACACUUGCGGGCACCCUAUCCGAAGCCGGGAAGCAAGAUUCUACAACUUCUCUGCCUAGCGCUGCGGACAACAGACCACUGGAAGGGUCGUUGGCAGCGGCCGGUGUUCAAUUGGACGAUGAUGGCGAGCAACACGAUGUGAAAGACCAGUCUGCGGGUAGCAGCACAGCGCAUCAGACUUUGCACUCCUGCUUCUACGUGCAGUUGUGGUGCAACUGCCUGCGCGCCGUGCAGCGCCGCGCCGUAUCGGAGUGCACAACCCACCCCGAAGAACCUCCUCAUUUCUAAACGCAAAACAUUAUAUAUUUAUACCCAAUUAUGGUGCACGCUCUGACAGACUGCUCUACGCGCUGCCUGCGUGGCAAAUUUUGGAACCUCCAAGAGCAGCACGAUAAUCCGUUUGCAGUUGCAGAUUAGUCAUGGAGAAGCCACAUGUCUUUGUGAUUGUGUUGCAGCUGCUUGUUGCUUCUGCUCGUAGUGUUGCAGCUGUUCAUGCGCUUCAGAUGAGGGGCAGGGGAAGUAGUUGCGCACUCUCAUACGCUGGGCUAGCAGGCCUGAAGACCGCAAUCCAGGAUACGAACCCGCAGGUUGCCGCCUUUUUCUUUGGCAGUCAGAUUUUCCCCGACUAUCGCCAGCUGCACGAACUGUACACGCGUGCGGGUCUGUUCCGCUAUUUCGAUCGAACGGAGCUUUUUGACGAGCUGUUUCAGCUGAUGCAUGCGAAUGCGGACGUUGAAAGUAGCACUGCUGCAAGAACCGAGCAUGGAGAUGAGACGGCGCAACUAGUUGACGAAACGGACGAAAGCAAGCUCAGUGAGGAAUGGAUCUCGCUCAUUCUCACCCGAACCACCCAAGAGGAGGUUCGUGAGGAUGUUUUUUUGGCGAGGCUCGCGGAUACCGCGUUUACUGCGUUUUACAAGCACAGAGACCUUUUGCAACUGCGUAACAAGCGCGGCGGCAGCACCAGCGCUGGCGCUGCUGAUGACGGAGCGACUGCGGCAGCAGGUACAUCGAUACAACCUCCGGGCGACAUUUUAUGAGAGUGCACAACUCCACUUCCACCUCAUUUUCCAGUGUAAAAUUGCAACUAAUCCACUUCCAGCUGUACUAGCAUAGUUUGACAUUUUAGGCUGCAUCAGCAUGCAUGCGUGACAAACUGGAACCCAGACGGUAGCAGUACUACAGUCUGCAGGGAACCUGGACCUGUCAUGCCUUUUUGUCUUAUUUGGCUGGUACUGUGUAUGCCUUGCAUUUCUUUGGGUCGACGUGGGAGGGGCAGUUGUGCACUUUCAUACAUUGACUUCGCGGCUUCUCCUUUCUGGAACCUCCAGAUGGCUUUUCUGGAGCAUUUCUUUCAGCAGAAGAAGAUCGCGCUGCUUCUUCCCGAGGCCAGCUCGCACCAGGAGGAGAAGGCGCGCCGCUGCAUCGGUCGCAUCUUGCUGGACGGGCUGAUUUUUACCUGUCGCCGGGUCCCGGAACUCUCGUCGACCGAGUGCUGUUGGCUCCUGACAGCACUACUGCAGCGGAGUGCCACCUCCGCUUCCCAAUCAGCAAUGAAGGGUGCCGGGGCUAGCCCGCAUGAGCAAUUCACCGCGAGCAAAAACAGAAACUCGUCAGGAAGCCGCGUCGUGUCGCUCACCGAGCCUGUGCUGCGCUACUUGCGAUCGCAGGCCGAUGCUGAUUCUCCGGAACGUCUCAUUGUAUUGCAUGCCCUGGACGAACUGUUGAAGACGAAAUAGAAAGAGUUCGGUUUUGUUUCAACGUUCAUCUCAACAUAUUUACGACUUUCGGCUCUCGCAAGGAUAUGCGAGAUCAACAUCCAUAGAAGUGGAGCGGCAGCGACACUUUUUUCAGAAAACGUCAAUACAAACAUACGCAAUCCAUCAACAGCGUGGUUUUGAUCAAACCUAAGCAGCACGCAUAGCCGUCUAGCACUUUUUGAUGCGUCCUGUGUUUGUGAUUUCCAAGCUACUCCUCGUCCUCGUUUGCGUAUCCAUAUGUCGAGGACGCAUUUUUUUGUGUCGCACCUGCAGCUGCUCCAGAUUUACUUGUUGUAAGUGUAGUAGAGAAAGCGAAAGGCGACUAACAUAAGCAAAUCAAUAGCUCUUUCACCACUUCGUUGACACAGGUUCUUGAUUUUAUCGGUGUGCGAGAGUUUUCUCACGUCCUCGUCUUUCUUUUUCAUCGUCAAAUCUGCUUACGUGCAAGGAGGAGCUUCGCUGACUCGUGAAUAAAGCUACGAGGGUUUUAAAGAAGGAUUCGAACGAAUUCGUCGCCAUUCUUUUUAUCGUUGCGAUUAUCGUUAAAGAAUCAACAUACGUUCGAUUUUAGCAUUCGUUUUCCACCAGCUCAAAAUCAAAUCGAUUUCGAUUCGAAACAUUCAGCGUAGCUAUCUCUUCAAU